Messenger RNA from Trematomus bernacchii (emerald rockcod), 2258 nucleotides. RefSeq names its product component of oligomeric golgi complex 8 (gene cog8). The transcript is spliced from 6 exons. The coding region runs from base 24 to 1949 and encodes 641 amino acids. Lineage: Eukaryota; Metazoa; Chordata; Actinopteri; Perciformes; Nototheniidae. Gene Ontology annotation, cellular component: COG complex. The record is from RefSeq and is a predicted model, not a curated record. Gene Ontology annotation, biological process: intra-Golgi vesicle-mediated transport.
GGAAGAAGCCAGUAUAAACAAACAUGGCGGCGGUGGACGUGGAGGACGAGAGUCUCCUCGCCUCCAUCUUUAAGGACCGCUUCUCCCCGGACUGUAACGCUUAUCUGUCGGAGCUGAGCUCUCUGAGGCUCGAGCAGCUGGUCCGAGAGCCGGAGAGACUGCAGGAGGACCGGGCUCUGAUCCUCCAGCAGACCCGGGACCUGGCCUUCAGGAACUACCAGACCUUCAUCCGGACAGCCAACUGCACGGAGCUCAUCUACCGGGACUUCAGCCGGGUGGAGGGCAGCGUGAACCUGCUGAUCGGGAAGCUGCCGGGGCUGGGGGAGAGAUGCAGGGGCUUCAUGAAGGAGGCGGAGGAGAUCGGGUCGAGCCGGAGGAUGAACAGCUUGACGCUGAACCGGCACACGGAGAUCCUGGAGAUCCUGGAGAUCCCGCAGCUCAUGGACACCUGCGUCCGAAACGCAUACUACGAGGAGGCUCUGGAGCUGGCAGCGUACGUGAAGAGGCUGGAGAGGAAACACUCGACUCUGCCCGUCAUCCAGGGUAUCGUGCGCGAGGUGCGUCAGUCCACGUCUCUGAUGCUGAACCAGCUCCUGCAGCAGCUGCGCAGUAACUCCCAGCUGCCCGUGUGCCUGCGUGUGAUUGGCUACCUGCGCAGGAUGGACGUGUUCACGGAGGCGGAGCUUCGGGUGAAGUUCCUGCAGGCGCGCGGCUCCUGGCUGAGCUCCAUCCUGGCCGCCGUGCCUAACGACGACCCCUACUUCCACAUCACCAAGACCAUGGAGGCGUGCCGCGUGCACCUGUUCGACGUCAUCACGCAGUACCGCGCCAUCUUCUCCGACGACGACCCCCUGCCCGGCAGCCAGGUGAACGAGGCGGCCAUCUUCCACGGCUGGGUGGUGAAGAUGGUGUCCGAGUUCCUGCAGACGCUGGAGAGGGACUUGCAGCGAGGGGUGGGGGGGCGUCUGGACUCCCUGCUGGGUCAGUGCAUGUACUUCGGCCUCUCCUUCAGUCGGGUCGGGGCAGAUUUCCGCGGCCAGCUGGCUCCGAUGUUCCAGCGCUCGGCGGCGGAGACGUUUCGCGGCGCCGUGUCGGAGGCGCUGGAGAGGUUCCAGGAGGACAUGAACGUGUACACCCUGAUCUCCAUGCCCUCGGUGCUGGGGGGCUCCAUCCCCCCCCAGCAGGGGCCCCAGCCCGGCACCCUGCAGCCCCCCCUCUCUCUGCUGGACUUCACCCCGCUCGCCUGCUUCCUCAACAACAUCCUGAGCGCCUUCAACGACCUGAGGCUCUGUUGCCCUGUGGGCCUCGCUGAGGAGGUGAGCGUCUGCCUGCAGGACGCCAUGACCAACGUGACGCGUCAGGUGUUGCUGUUCCACCGUGCAGAGGAGUCGGCGUUCAGCGCUCGAGAGAAGGACCUCUUCCUGUCGUUCUGCUGCUCGUACGCUGAGGAUCUGCUGCCUUUCAUCAACCGCUGCCUUCAGAUCCUCUUCCCGCCCAAUCAGAUCGCUCUCAUCCUGGGAGUUCCCGUCUCUCAGCUGCACAGAUUCGGUAGUUUGGGAACCAUCGACAUCGCCGCCAUCCUGACGCCGCUCAGCUUCCUGCUGCCGCAAAUCGAAAUUGCGCCGGAAGAGAUCCAACUUCCAGAAAUCUCCUCCGAUAUCGACAUUUCCCCCGAACUCAGCGGCCUCACUUUGGAGACGCAGCGACAGGAAGUGGAGACGCAGCAACAGGAAGUGGAGACGAAGCAACAGGAAGUAGAGACGCAUCAACAGGAAGUGGAGACGAAGCAACAGGAAGUGGAGACGCAGCAACAGGAAGUGGAGACGCAGCAACAGGAAGUAGAGACUCAUCAACAGGAAGUGGAGACGCAGCAACAGGAAGUGGAGCUGAGCGAGGAAACGGGAAAAAGCGAGUCUGAGGAUCAGGACGAAGACUUUUCUCUGGAGUGACUACUAUGAUUAAAUAACUCUAUUAAUAAUAAUAAUAAAAAUGAAUAUAUAAUGAUUUCUCCAGUGGGAGGGUUCCCUGCUGUGGUGAUGGGACGUUCAAAUGAUUUAUUGGAAAGAAAAUACUCUUUAAGGUGAAGGGAAAUGCUAAGUCUGUGUUCACACCUCUUUUUAUGCAUUUGCCCUUAAAGUCCAGAUAAUGUUGAAAUGUUUUUAUAAAGUGUUUUUCUUUUGGCUGAGGUGUAAAGUUGGUGUAUGGAUAAAAGCUAAGUGUAAACAUGUAUAGUGAAUAAAUGGGAUUUCAACGUGUAA